This is a messenger RNA of Callithrix jacchus (white-tufted-ear marmoset), 3796 nucleotides long. It is a transcript of the gene CES2, whose product is annotated as carboxylesterase 2. The record is from RefSeq and is a predicted model, not a curated record. NCBI's taxonomy places the organism in Eukaryota, Metazoa, Chordata, Mammalia, Primates, Cebidae.
GUGCGUUCUCGGCCUGGGGUGUGAGAGAAGUGGUAACCUCCGUUCCAGCUGCUUGGUCCCGGGAACAUGACAGUCGAUGGGGCAAAGGCUCUGAGAAGGGACCCCGGCGGUGCUGGGUCCUGUGAGCCCGUAGCGGGCUGAACCCAGAGUCCACCGCCAGGUCUCAGAGGGCACUACACGGUGUGAGGUGAUCCCCGCACCGCUUCCUCCGGGAAGUCAGGCUGUCGGGGCGCUCCCGUGCCCAGGCCAGUUGGUUGCCUCUGACCUGCAGUGUCUCGGGAUCUCCAGGUGACGCGCCUGCCUCUCCGGCUGUACCAUAGGCCCAGGAGUGCCUGUCCCAGGGCUUGGACCGGCAGGUGCUCAUGAAAUAUUUGUCAAGUGGAUAAAUGACCCUGGCCGUGGUCUCCGCGGGAGGUGAGGAAACCAAAAGCCAGUGAGGCAAAGCCGGGCGGUCCUUAAGUAGUGCCGCGGUCACCUGUACGUUUCAAAAGAAGGGCGUGACUGAGUAGGGAGGAAACCGCGGAGACCCUAAGACCCUGGACUGUAAAGGGGAUGAGAGGUUGUGAAGGAGGACCCAAGAAACCGAAUCCUGAAAGCAAGGAGCGUCCACAAUGAAGGUCACUCCUCGCUGCCUUUGUUCAAGCGGUUUCCUUCACUCCGAUCAAGUUCCUUCUCAUUUCUCCAUCUGUGGGGAUUCUGAACAUGCACCUCCUCAGAGAAGUCCUCGUGGGUUCGCCAAUUCUAGUUUAUUGCCCCCUCUUCUGAAUCUCCCAGCGGCUCAUCGGGCCUGUGGACAAGGACAGGUUUGAGGAGAGGAUUCUCUGUAUGGGGAGGUAAUGCAUAAGCCGCGAGGCCCCUUCUGAGAAUGCCAAAGGGGCCCUGCCUGCCACUAGAUCCCCACCCACCUGUGACUGCUCGGUCCCGCUCUCCUGCCAGACCCGCCUUGCCUUGGCUCAAGCCAGCGCACUCCGCCCACUCCCUUUCCAGUCCAAACUCCAAGGCUGGACGAGGCCCUGAUCCACGGCUGGACAGACCCGGGGCAGCCUCUGGGUGAACAGCAGCGUGUCCACCGACGGCGCACCGAGACCUGUGACCAUGCGACUGGACCGACUUCAGGCGCAACUGAGCGCAGUGGCCUGUGGGCUCCUGCUGCUUCUCAUUCAGGGCCAGGGCCAGGACUCCGCCAGUCCCAUCCGGACCACACACACGGGACAGGUGCUGGGGAGUCUUGUCCACGUGAAGGGUGCUGAUGUGGGGGUCCACACCUUCCUGGGAAUUCCCUUUGCCAAGCCACCUGUAGGUCCACUGAGAUUUGCACCCCCUGAACCCCCUGAAUCUUGGAGUGGUGUGAGGGAUGCAACCACCCAUCCGGCCAUGUGUCUGCAGGACCUUACCACACUGGAUUCAGAGGUUAUGAACCAAGUCAAUGUGACCAUCCCUUCCAUUUCCAUGUCCGAGGACUGCCUGUACCUCAGCAUCUACACGCCGGCCCAUACCCAUGAAGGCUCUAACCUGCCGGUGAUGGUGUGGAUCCAUGGUGGUGGGCUUGUUUUUGGCAUGGCUUCCAUGUAUGAUGGUUCUGUGCUGGCCGCCUUUGAGGACGUGGUAGUGGUCACCAUCCAGUACCGCCUGGGUGUCCUGGGCUUCUUCAGCACUGGAGACAAGCACGCAACUGGCAAUUGGGGCUACCUGGACCAAGUGGCCGCACUACGCUGGGUCCGGCGGAACAUCGCCCACUUUGGAGGCAACCCUGACUGUGUCACCAUUUUUGGCGAGUCUGCGGGUGGCACGAGUGUGUCCUCACUUGUCCUAUCCCCCAUAGCCCAAGGACUCUUCCACAGGGCCAUCAUGCAGAGUGGCGUGGCUGUGCUGCCCGGCCUCAUUGCCAACUCAGCUGAUGUUAUCUCCACGGUAGUGGCCAACCUGUCUGCAUGUGACCAAGUUGACUCUGAGGCCCUGGUGGGCUGCCUGCGGGGCAAGAGUAAAGAGGAGAUUCUUGCAAUUAACAAGCCAUUCAAGUGUAUGAUCCCCGCUGUGGUGGACGGGGUCUUCCUGCCCAGGCACCCCCAGGAGCUGCUGGCCUCUGCUGAAUUUCAGCCUAUCCCCAGCAUCAUUGGUGUCAACAACGAUGAAUUCGGCUGGAUCAUCCCCAGUAUCAUGGGUAUUUAUAACCCCCAGAAGGAAAUGAACAGAGAGGCCUUGCAGGCUGUUCUGCAGAAAAUGUUAUCAUUGAUGAUGUUGCCUCCUACAUUUGUGGACCUGCUGAUGGAGGAGUACAUUGGAGACAGUGGAGAUCCCCAGACCCUCCGAGCCCAGUUCCAGGAGAUCAUGAUGGACUCCCUGUUCGUGAUCCCUGCACUCCAAGUAGCACAUUUUCAGCGUUCCCAGGGCCCUGUGUACUUCUACGAGUUUCAGCAUCAGCCUAGCUGGGUCAAGAACAUCAGGCCGCCGCACGUGAAGGCAGAUCAUGCUGAUGAACUGCCCUAUGUCUUUGGAAGUUUAUUCUGGGGCAACUAUGUUAAAUUCACUGAGGAGGAGGAGCAACUAAGCAGGAAGAUGAUGAAGUACUGGGCCAACUUUGCUCGAAAUGGGAGGAGCGAUACCUGCAGCUGACCCUACAGCCUGCGGUGGGCCGGGCUCUGAAGGCCCACAAGCUCCAGUUCUGGAAGAAGGCGCUGCCCGGAAAGAUCCAGGAGCUCGAGGAGGCUGGAGAGAGACACACAGAGCUGUAGCUUUCUGUGCCAGGGACGAGGGGGUGGGCUCGCUUACAGGUGAGGGUCAGCCUGCUGUGUCCACAUACACCCACUGAGGAGAAACAAGUUGAUUCCUUCCUUCAUAUAGCCAUUCAUUCAUUCUUCUGUGCAUCCAUUCAGAAAGCAUUUAUUAAGAACGUACUCAGGAAUGAUAGCUCAUACCGUAAUCCCAGCUGUUGGGGAGGCUGUGAUGACAGGAUGGCUUGAGGCCAGAGGUUUGAGACCAGCCAGGGCAACACAGUGAGAUCCCUUCCCAACAAGAAGAAGAAGAAGAAGAAGGAAAGAGAGAGAGAGAGAGAGAGAGAGAAUGUGUUUAGAAAUUAAAUAGGAAAAUUUUGAGCUUCAAGUCAGUGACAAGUAAAAAAGAUUUUUAAAAAGCAAAGAAAAUGUAAGGAAAAAAUGAGAAAAAUUAAAAUUAAAAGAGCAUAAAAUGCCAGGCACUGUGGCUGAUGCCCAUAAUCUCAGCACUUUUGGGAGGCCAAGGUGGGUGGAUUACCUGAGAUCAUAAGUUCAAGACCAGCCUGGCCAACAUGGUAAAACCCCAGCUCUAUGAAAAAUACAAAAAUUAGACAGGCAUGGUCUCACACACCUGUAAUCCCAGCUACUCAGGAGGCUGAGGCAGGAGAAUCACUUGAACCCCAGGAGGCGGAAGUUGUUGUGAGCUGAGAUGGCACCACUGGACUCCCAACUGGGUGACAAGAGUGAGACUCCAUCUCAAAAAAAAAAGGAAUAGAAGAAGCUACUUCAUGAUGUUAGUUGCCAAGCCUGCCACAGGCCCUCUCUUGUUAGGCACACUCAAUAGAUCCCCCAGUGGAUGGGCAAACCCCAGUGGAAUCCCAUCCUCCCCAACACUCCACUGAUCCCUGGGCCCCAUCCUCCCUUCCUCACUUCCACCUUCUCCCUGCCUUCUCUCUUCUUUUCUCUGAUCCCCCAGGACUUUCCCACUUCGAGGGAGGUGCUUUGAAGAAUUCUGAGUAUCAGAAGCCUGUGUUCAUUCAUCCCUAAGAUGUCUGAAAAAAUACAAAUAAAUUCUUUAAAAUAUA